Eurypyga helias (sunbittern) is the source of this 2119-nucleotide messenger RNA. Its product is annotated as serine/threonine-protein phosphatase 2A 56 kDa regulatory subunit epsilon isoform. Gene Ontology annotation, biological process: signal transduction; protein dephosphorylation. Gene Ontology annotation, cellular component: protein phosphatase type 2A complex; cytosol; nucleus. NCBI's taxonomy places the organism in Eukaryota, Metazoa, Chordata, Aves, Eurypygiformes, Eurypygidae. Gene Ontology annotation, molecular function: protein phosphatase activator activity. The transcript is spliced from 9 exons. The record is from RefSeq and is a predicted model, not a curated record. The annotation marks the transcript as partial.
CUGUUGGAGCUGUUUGACAGCGAAGACCCUCGAGAACGAGACUACCUAAAAACAGUCUUGCACAGAAUUUAUGGCAAGUUUCUGGGUCUUAGAGCAUUUAUCCGAAAACAGAUUAAUAAUAUUUUUCUACGAUUUGUUUAUGAAACUGAACACUUCAAUGGCGUAGCUGAGCUGUUGGAAAUUUUAGGAAGUAUUAUCAAUGGUUUUGCUUUACCUCUUAAGGCAGAGCAUAAACAGUUUCUGGUGAAGGUGCUGAUUCCCUUACAUACUGUCAGGAGUUUAUCACUCUUCCAUGCACAGCUGGCGUAUUGCAUAGUACAGUUUCUGGAGAAAGAUCCCUCACUCACAGAACCAGUCAUUAGAGGUUUAAUGAAGUUCUGGCCAAAAACCUGCAGUCAGAAAGAGGUCAUGUUCCUAGGAGAGUUGGAGGAAAUCUUGGAUGUAAUCGAACCAUCACAGUUUGUCAAAAUCCAAGAACCCUUGUUUAAACAAAUUGCCAAGUGUGUCUCUAGCCCUCAUUUCCAGGUGGCGGAAAGAGCGCUGUAUUAUUGGAAUAACGAAUACAUCAUGAGCUUGAUAGAGGAGAAUUCAAAUGUUAUACUUCCCAUCAUGUUUUCCAGCCUUUAUAGGAUUUCUAAAGAACACUGGAAUCCGGCUAUUGUGGCUUUAGUCUACAAUGUGUUGAAGGCAUUUAUGGAAAUGAACAGCACCAUGUUUGACGAGCUGACAGCCACUUACAAGUCAGAUCGUCAGCGUGAGAAGAAGAAAGAGAAAGAACGUGAAGAAUUGUGGAAAAAACUGGAGGAUUUGGAAUUAAAGAGAGGUCUUAGACGUGACGGAAUAAUUCCGACUUAACAAAAAAACAAAACAGCAUUAUUAACCUGUGGAGUCACACAUUUAUGUAGUAGAAGAUGGAGCAACAGUUUUCUGUAUUGUGCAACUUUACAGUAGAUUUCACAUUUGUUUCAUUAUUACAACAGCACUGUAUAUACCUGUCUCUAAGUAAAGGAAAAAAUAAAGACUUUAAUCCAAAGUUUGGACAGCAGAUGGACUUCUCAGAACUUUGCAAACAUAAUAAUUGUUAUAACCCUUCUUUAAAACCAGUCUUCAAAGAUCUGUUGAUGAAAAUUGCAAUGUCAAAUUCCAUUGUCAGGACCUGUUCCUUAUUUAUCGUUAGCAGAGAGUAUAAUACAACUUUCAAAUGUGAACAAUCUUAAAAUUUAGCUUGUCUUUCUGCUAAACUGUUAAGUGUAUUUAUAGUAAAAGAGAAAAAAAGACUGUCAUUUCCUUAUGAGUUUGUGUAACAUCCUCCUUCUCUGGAUAACUUUACUGUAAUUUGACUUUCUUUUCCUUUUGCACAUCUUCAUAAGUUGAAUGUCCAUUGAGAUCAGGGCCUUGAAAAACAUAGGUCCUGAAUAAAAGUUUUGUUUACUGGUGUGAGCAUUUUUUCAGUACCAGGCUCUCUCUGGUGCUUCCUUAAUUUGAACAUUAGGAGUUGAAAAACAAGUAGGUGAUAAACAUAGUAGGAAAAGGAGCUUUGGAUUUGUGCACCUAUUUAUUGCAAAUCUAAAUUUGUGUCCACAAUCCUUUAAAAAUGGGCAGUGGUAACACCCUGGACUUCAGUACCUAACCAGUAUUAGUGAUCUGGCAUUGGACACACAUAGCGGAGUUGUUUUAGAAGUACUAAUUGCUAAAUUAUUACAGUAUGUUUUAUUGGACCAUUUUGAAAGAAUAAAGACAAACGCUGAACAGUGCAAGCAUGAAAUUGAUCUCUUGUGGUCAUGGAUCUAAUUGGAAAUUGAGUUGAGAUAGUUUGGACUGUUUGGAGUUGUUGCCUUACUUUUUAAUAAAGUGUUCCAGCAAAAGAGGAUGUAGCCUCUACAAAACAUACUCUAGUGUUUUUGUGGUUGUAGUACUAUUACUCGUCACAGUACCAGCCCUAUGGUCUUAGCUGGAAAGGAUUCUGGAUAAUAUACUUCUGCAUUCUCAUCUGGAUGCUCAUUCCUAACUACUGUAUUUGUUACCAAAAGUGGUUCUACAAAUGCUACUGAAAAAAAAAUUCUGGAAAUCCUAAUGUUCUGAGUAUUAAUAAUAAAGUUUAAAAUGCUUUUAUAUCAAA